AAAGCCUCCUCAGCAGCUGAAGUUAGCCAGUAUGUGUCUCCUGAAACUGAAAGGGAGCAUCUUUGAGCCGGAGGAUGGCCUGUGAUGAAGGCACAUGGGGUAAUUAUUGGGCAGUUCUUGUGCGGGGUUAAGAGUUGGACUUGAUGCUCCUUGUAGGUCCCUUCCAACUCAGGAUAUUCUGUUAAGAAGGGUUACUUCUGUAUAGCUUGCACUGCUGUCUGCUGCAAACAAUUUUUUAGCAAAAUUUUAUUGGCUUGAUUUGUAGGAAAAUAAAGACAACAUAUUAGUAAAAUAAUUGCCAUACCAGUGCAUCCUGUUGCUCCCAAGAAAGGUUUUCUGAUUAAAGGUCCAGUGCUGUCUCUCAAGGAUGUACAGAAGUGCUUCCCCUUCAUUAGAUUAGUACACACUUAAAGGAAAUGUUAAAAGAGCCAUGAUUACUACAAAUUACUGUGUUCAGAUACCAGCAGUUAAAAAUUCACCUUGCUGCUAUCUGCUGCCCUAGACUUGCUGGUCUGUCACUUGUCAAAAGUGAGUUGCUCUUUUCUCUCCCCUGGCCUGCUGAUUUUCAAGAACUUGCUGUAGCUACUCAGUGUCUUGCUUGUCUUACAGGCCUCCAGAGGAAAAAAAUCUCACUUUUUGAUGUUCAAGCUAGUCUGUACAAGUUUAGUCUGUAUAAGUUAAAAAUAAGAAAGAAUGAAAUAUAAGUAAAGGGUGAAAACCUGUCUCCUCAUGGCAAAUCAAUGCUGUCAGAUCUUUGCACUGUCGGUGCAGUGCAGCAGCAGGGGCACUGGAUCAUCUUUAUAUGGGAGCUCUAUGGCUUUUCACUGCACAUUUAUACAGUUAAGUGAGGCCGAAGGGCUCAGAAUAAUUUUUACCCUUUGUGCAGCAUAAUUUGAGGGAAAUUUUUUUUUCCUGGUUAUGAGUAAUGUACAGAAUGGCAUCUAUGGCAUUAAUGCUUCUCUUCUGCAAUGCAGUAUUAUAUUCAAGAGUUACAGCUCAGGUGAGAUGGAGGCAGUAUCUGCUGCUCUCAUCUCCACCCUCUGCCUUAAUGUCACUCUGUAAUGGGACAUAUCCUGCUGCUUGGGGCAUGUCCUGUCUGGGACCAAAAGAUUGGUGAAAGUCAGGGUGAGAGAAAGUAACAAAUCAUGGAGUUUGCUGGCUCUCUCAUCUAUUGAUCAACUGUGACUUUUAUUCAGGGACCUGCAUCUCUGUUUUCUCUAAUACUGAAUGCAGCCUGUGAGCCUGGGGCAGGCUGUCUGCAUCUCUUCUCUUUAAGAUGCUCCCCAAGUGCCUCUGACUGUAUAAAGCUAAGUGAGCCCGUGUCCUGUGGUGUGACCUAGCCUGUAGCACAUCCCAGGUUUCUGAUCGGGGAUCAUGUGUCUGCACUGUGUUUCUUCUGAACAACUGCAUUGGGAAUGGCUGACAUCCAACAAUUACAGCAUCAAAAUCUAUUCACAGAUUUUGGGGAUGGGGAUGGCACAGGUUUAAUCAGGAGCAGAUACCUCGGCAUAUAUGGCCUACAUGCCAUACAACAUGUACAUGUGUGUGUAUUGGUUAUAGGAUAUCCCAAAACUUCAGAUGCUUUAGCAGCUGGGAUUCUUCCCUAAAUUCUAAUCCUGGAGGGGAGGCAGGAUGCAGUAAAGAAUGAUAUGAGAUAAUAACUGUGGGCAUUGCAAAAAAACAGGUUAUUUUGGAGAACUGUGUAUCUGUACAGGGAGAAGAGGUUUCAAGAGAGAAAGGACAUAGGGAACCAGAUUUAAAAGCUUGCUGUGGGAGUACUAAGCAGGAGAUGAACAUGGACCUGAGCUGUGUGACACAUUCCUAUGUGUCUGUGUUGGGGCCAAGAAGGAGCUGGUACCUAAGAGGCAGAGCAGAGGCUGUUCUUGCAACCUCUCCAAGAUGCAGUAAAGCAUGAAGGCAGGCAGAAUUUUAUGCUCUAACUUUGAUCAGCAGUGGCCCUUUAAAACAGAGCAAAGCGUGCAGUAUGCACACUGCCCAGUCCAAACCCAGCAGCCACGUGAACUCUCCCCUGGUGGGCAGUGCCAGGCUGGCACAGCAAGGCUCCCUCACUCUCCCCAAAGACGGAGUCUGAUUGAACUUGCUGGCUCCCACUCACUCUGCCCCAAUUUUCCUCAGGACAAAUGAGAAGAAUCUCUCUCCAAGUGCAAGAUUUUGGGAAUAUGUGUCAGAGAUGCCUGUCAGUAAAACAUCCAUCUUGCCCUAAUUUCUGCAUGGAGUGCUGCAAUGUCGAGUGAAAUAACCUUCCAAGCUGGCUCUGGUGCAGAGGUAUUUUGGCUUAUGUUAUUGCUGAGAGCUUUCUUUCUGAUGAGUUCUUUCUGCCUCUCUGUGUUUCUGAUGUCUGACUCUCUUCACUUUUCUUUUUCCCUUGGGCUGGGAUGUGUGCUGUUUGCAAUGCAUCAGGAAGUAAUACGCAAUGAGAAAACUCUCAUCAUCUGUGCAUCAGGGAGAGAAUUACUGACUGAGUGCUGAGCAGUCAAGUUAUUGAUUCAAACCAAAGCCCAGUCUCUCUGUCUGCUGGGCUGGUUACAUCCUGCUGGUUCAUUGCAUUUAAUCGGAUUCCCUGAGCUGCCACGCAGAGGGGGCAAGUUAGAGCCAGAUCCAUCUAUGAUGUUCGCCUCAAAAUCCAGCUCUGUGUCCCCUUCUCCGUCCAUGGAACAGGCAGAUUCUGAUGCUCUGGACAUCAGCACCAAAGUGCAGCUGUAUGGUGUGCUCUGGAAGAGACCCUUUGGGAGGCAGUCAGCCAAAUGGUCCAGGAGGUUCUUCAUCAUUAAGGAAAGCUUCCUGCUGUACUAUGCUGAGAGUGAGAAGAAGAGUUUUGAAAGCAAUAAAUACUUCAAUAUCCAUCCCAAGGGCGUCAUACCCCUGGGAGGCUGCAUUGUGGAGCCCAAAGAAGAGGCCAACAUGCCUUAUGCCAUAAAGAUCUCUCAUGAAGACUUCCAUGGUAACAUUGUUCUAGCAGCCGAAUCAGAGUUUGAGCAGGCUCAGUGGCUGGAGAUGCUACAGGAGUCUGGAAAAGUAACCUGGAGGAAUGCCCAGCUGGGAGAAGCCAUGAUCGAGAGCCUGGAAGCUCAAGGACUGCAGCUGGCCAAGGAGAAACAGGAAUAUUUGGAUAAACUAAUGGAAGAAACAGAAGAGCUAUGUCUGCAGAGGGAGCAAAAAGAGGAACUGGAGCGUCUGAACCAGAUCCUGGAAGCAGAGAAGCAGCGUUUUGAAGAGGUGGUGCGCGAGCUGCGGCUGGAGCAGGAGGAGAUCAGACGGGAGCUGGAGCUCACAGCCCGCUCCCUUAAAGGAGUGGAGGAAGAGAAGAAAGAGUUGCGAAGCCUGACAGAGUCCUUACAGAACACCCUAGAGGAGCUCUCCCUGGAAAAACAACAAAUGCUGGAGAUGCUGGAAGAAAAUGAGAGCCAGGUCCCACCUCCAACCAGUCCCAGCAAGGAGCAAAGCCCCAUCUGGGGACUGCACUCCAGCCUGCGACAGAUUGAAGAGAAAAUGCAGCAACUUCUGCAGGAGAAACUCCUGGCAGAGAAAAGGAUGAAGGAGAAUGAGGAGCGGUCUCGAGCACUGGAGGAGGAGCGGGAAUUUUACUCUUCCCAGUCGCAAGCGCUGCAGAACUCGCUCUCGGAGCUGACUGCAGAGAAACAGCAGGCAGAGAGAGACCUCAAGGCUGAAGUGAAGGUACGCAUGGAUCUGGAGAAGAGACUGAGAGAGGCUGAAGAAGCAUUGCAGAGCUUGGAGCAAGGCUUAAAUUCUCUGAAUUGCAACAAGGAGAAAGAGAAGAAGAUGAAAGCAGAUGUCAGUAACUUGAGAAAGUUCUUUGAAGAGUGCAUCCGCAAUGCUGAGCUGGAGGCCAAGAUGCCUGUGAUCAUGAAGAACUCCGUGUACAUCCACAAGGCUGCCACCCGCCGCAUAAAGAGCUGCCGCUUCCGCAGCCGGAGAACCAGCGCUUCCUGGAAUGACAUGAAACAGUCACAGUCGUUCAUCUUCUCACAUGCAGAAGCUGAAAACAUUGAAGAGCUGAAAGAAGCAGCCAAAAGACUGAGCCGGGACCAGCGCUUUAGGAAAACUAUCUAUCAAAUAAUGAGGUCACAAAAGGAUUCUGCUUCAGGGGACAAAAAGUGACUCUUCUUGGGAGGGGGCUUCUGAGCUCAACCUGCUAUUCAGCUCUGCAAAAGUUACAGCCUUGGGCACUAGGCUCAGAAGGAAGAUUGGCAUUUGGUGGGGAAGGUGGGGGAGAGGUGUGUGUAGGCAAUCCCUUCAGUUACUGGCUUUGCUUUAGUUUGAGUGCUCCCUGCAGCCUGGCAGACCUUCUCUGCUGAUCACUCCAGGCCUGUUUGCUUCAGCUGCUUGCAUUAAGCCAUGUUUUGCCAAGAUGCCACAGUCAGUGUUAAAGUGAACCAGAGACUGUUGCUUAGGAAGUGCCUCUCUUUCUUUCCCCGUCUAGUCUGUCUGCCAAACACAAGUGCUUCUGAGGAAACCUUUAGCAGCCUAUGUUCCAGCUUGUGUAAUCUCCUCAGCUGAGCACAGCUCACCCUGUUCUGCCUGAUUCCCCCUAGGAGUUAGCUCACUGCACACCCUCAGUCAAUCAGCACUUCGGUGGGGCACAUUUCCUGAAGACUGCAGCAGUCCCAGCCUCCCAAGCACAGCCAAAAGUAUCAAACACAGGGCCAAACUUUUUGUCUUGAUGCUACGUCAUUUCAAGCAAACAUCAACAACACAAGGUGAAGACAGCCUGGAGGAUGCUGUGGAUUUGGGUCCAAGGAGGAUCAUGUACGGAGAAGAGCUUAUAGGUAACUCAAUGGCAUCAAUGCAAGCUGGAGGGAGAGUUCUGUUGUGUUGAUGGUGGGCAGAACAUUCUAGGGCCACCUUUGCACAUUUUUUGCACUGGGACAUCUAGCUGUCAGAACUAGGGAAGAUGUUAGCUAUUGGCUAUCUGUUCCUCAGUGUGAAGAAGCCUUUGACUCAUUUUUGAUGGCUUCCUCAACACCUCUGUAAAACAAGUUGGAGGGCAGGAGGGUGAGGACUGUCCAGCAACAAAACCCACUGCCACUUCAGGCAAGCUGUAAGGGUUGUGGGAGAGGAGUACAGGAGAGGAGUCACUUUGUUGUGGAACCCCUGAACCCCUUGCAGCCUCCCCCAUCUAUUUUAGCAGUUGGUUAAUAAUUACCCAUGCUGUAGAAGCAGCACUGCCUGGUGCUUACAGAGCACAGGAUAAGCACGCUUGGAGUGAUGCCCUGUUUUCUCCUGCAUAUUAAUAGGGAAAUAAAUAAACUGACAAUAUAAAAGUGAAUAAAGUAAGCAGCAGAAGUACAGUUAGGGGUUAGGGUAAAGUGCAGAUAUUAUGUAUGUCCAGUGACACACAGGUAUUUGCUUGUCAUUGUCCCAGUCAGACUGUGACAGUGUCCACUCACAGCCUUUGGCUUCUGGCCACCUACAUAAUUCCCUACCAAUUUAGUGUUCUUCCUAGGGAUAAGUCAAAGAUGAGGCUGGAAAGCAAGCCUUGGCUUACCAGCCAGCAGAGAGGGGUUAAUGCUGGGUGGAGGAGCAUCCUGUGGCAGUGUGGUGCUCCUGGAUGGAAUCACUCUAGUGUGACCAGAGGAAAAGCUUUGAAAGCACAGCCCAUACUUCCCAUUUUAGUCAGUUACUGGCUAGUAUCCUUCUGCCAGGCGUUGGGAGGUUUCAUCCAAUCAGAGGAUCCAGUUCUGAAGGAGGAUAUUUUUGUGAUGAUAGGUGAUAUGGUAGGAGAAGAUUGUUCCCAUUCUUCCUUAGCAUACUUGAUCCUUCUGUGGUUUAUCUGCUUGUGUUUACAUGCUAGAAAGUCACAAAUGAAUUCUUGCUCCUACAAGGCUGAAGGGCUGUGAUAAAGCAAUACAGAAAUGCUUUUUCCUUUAUGCUGUUCCCAAAUCAUCUCUGGCUAUUUUCCAGUUACAAGGUCUAUAUAUAUUAGGUGAUGCUGGAAGGGACAGAAUAAAGGAUAGCUAGGGAAUGCAUCUGUAAUUCAGGCAGUUAGGAAAAUUGUGGCCUGUGAAUACAGCAUUUUCAUUCUAUUACCAUCAAAGCCACAAUAUGUGACUCUUCAGAAAUAUUGUAUGCAGGAGGUAGCCACAUCAGGUCUUCCUUUACUGUGCAUAUUGACAGCAAUAAGUAAAUAAAAUUUAUGCUGACACUA
This is a messenger RNA of Taeniopygia guttata (zebra finch), 6187 nucleotides long. NCBI's taxonomy places the organism in Eukaryota, Metazoa, Chordata, Aves, Passeriformes, Estrildidae. The record is from RefSeq and is a predicted model, not a curated record.